GCUGUUGCUGUUGCUGCUGUUGCUCUCUCUCCAGCAUGAGUGUUGUAAUGUUUUUUCCCUACUCUUGGAUUCCAUGCCCUUUAAGGCUGCACAAAUCAGUCAAACAGCCAGGAGUUGUUGUUGGGUGUGUAUGUGUUUUGCUUGGAGUGCGCUGCUGCGCUUAAGAGGGAAUUUUUUUUUUAGAGGGGAAUGGAUAAGGAGUAAUAAGAUUCCCCCCUCCUCCUUCUUCUUCCAGUGUGUUUCAAGCUUGCAAGCUUUUCCAUAGUCAGCCCCACGCGGCUCACACACAGGAAUACGGCUCUCACUGGCUUGCAUGACACCUCUGAUACCUUUUUGGAACUUUGGGAACUUUUUUUUAUUUUUUUUUGGCUGUCAGCUGCAACUUUUUGGACACUUUGCUUCUUUUUUUUGUUCUUGGCACUUGCUGCGUGCCCUCUUCACCCCUCCGCCAAGGUGAGAUGGGAAAAGGAAGGAGGGGGAGAGAUUAGAUUGGCUGUUUGUUUUUUCUUUUAUUUUUUUUCCGCCUGCUGCCCAGAUAAGCGUUGGAUUUUGCAAAAAAAAAAAGAGGGGGGAACGGCGGCACCUGGUUGGACGGGCAGCACCUGGCUGGACAGGCGGCACAAGGAACUUUGUUGCAGAGAGGUGUAAGAUUGCGUCUCCCUGCACGCCGCGCGUCAACUACGAACUGCCAUCCACCACCGAGAGUCCACAGAAGCAUGUAGACACCACAGGUUCCACCAAGUCCUCCAGGAGUACGCAAUCCCGCCGCAGGCCAUCAAGGAGUUUUAGCUUUAUUCACACCAUGGAGGACAGCUGUGAACUCGACCUCACCUACAUCACCGAGCGGAUCAUCUCCGUCACAUAUUCCCCGGGGACGGAGGAGGCCACCUUCUGUAGGAACCUUAAGGAGGUGGCACAUAUGCUGAAGUCCAAACAUGGAGACAAUUAUCUGAUCUUUAAUUUGUCUGAGAGUAGACAUGAUAUCAACAAACUCCAUUCCAAGGUGUUGGAUUUCGGGUGGCCAGACCUCCAUGCCCCGGCACUGGAGAAGGUGUGCAGUAUCUGUAAAGCCAUGGACACGUGGCUGAACGCCGACCCCCACAAUGUUGUCGUCAUUCACAACAAGGGAAAUCGAGGGCGCACCGGAGUGGUUGUGGCGGCAUACAUGCACUACAGCAACAUAUCUGCCAGUGCAGAUCAGGCUCUGGACAGGUUUGCAAUGAGGCGCUUCUAUGAAGACAAGGUUCUUCCCGUCGCACAGCCGUCUCAGAAGAGGUAUAUCCAUUAUUUCAGCGGCCUGUUGUCCGGAGCCAUUAAGAUGAAUAACAAGCCCUUGUUCCUCCACCACGUCAUCAUGCACGGCAUUCCGAACUUCGAGUCCAAAGGAGGUUGUCGCCCGUUUCUGAAGAUCUACCAAUCUAUGCAGCCUGUCUAUACGUCUGGAAUAUACAACGUGCAGGGAGACAGCCAGACCAGCAUCUGCAUCACCAUAGAACCCGGGCUGCUACUGAAGGGCGACAUCCUGCUGAAGUGUUACCACAAGAAGUUCCGCAGCCCGACGCGAGACAACAUAUUCCGGGUGCAGUUUCACACGUGUGCCAUCCAUGAUCUUGGGAUUGUGUUUGUAAAAGAAGAUUUGGAUGAAGCCUUUAAAGAUGAGAGGUUCCCGGAGUAUGGAAAAGUGGAGUUCGUUUUCUCGUAUGGUCCUGAAAAGAUACAAGGGAUGGAGCACUUGGAAAAUGGCCCUAGCGUCUCCGUUGACUACAACACCUCCGAUCCACUGAUCCGUUGGGAUUCUUACGAUAACUUUAAUGCACAUCGAGAGGACAGUCUGGAAGAAGUUGGACACACCCAAGGUCCUUUAGAUGGAAGCUUGUACGCCAAAGUUAAGAAAAAAGACUCAACAAACGGGAGCACAAGCACAGUAAAUGCCGGGGUCAUCCCUCUAUCUGCUGCCCCCAAUCACAUUGAACACACCUUGUCUGUGAGCAGCGACUCCGGCAAUUCAACCGCUUCAACAAAAACAGACAAAACUGAUGAACAAGUGGCUAAUGCAGUCUCCAACCAAGGGUUGACGCCUGAGGAAAAGAAAGAGCUUGAACGCCUUCUCAGUGGCUUUGGACUGGACACUGACGCACAGAUGCACAACUUAAACCCGGGAACUUCAGUAACCGGAGCUAUGUUGCACGUGGUCCCAGCGCAGGUUCAUGUCAAUGGGGAUAGCCUGUCCCCACCAGUGGAAAGGGAGACCGAUAUUUUGGAUGAUGACUUGCCCAAUCACGAUGGACAUAGUGUUGGCAGCUUGGGUACACUGUCAUCCUUUGAUGGCACUCCCAAUAUAAGUGAGACUGGCUAUCAGGAGUCUUCUCCUAUGACCAUUUCAUUAACCAAUGGGCCAACAACCCUUAACGGCAUAGAGAAGCUACAUAAACAUGGCUAUCUUGGUAAGGAAACAAUGAUCAAUGGCAUGUAUCCAUACAACAACCAGAACAUCCCAAAAAGUACAACUAUGCCACUGUCUCAAGACAUUGGCAGUCAAAUGAGGCCAUCUGUAUCUGCCCAGGACAGUCUGUCUUCCUACCAGGUCAGCCAGCCAACAAUGUCCAAUUGGGCACAACCUCCGUCUGCAAUGACACAAAAGCACUUAUAUUAUUAUGACCCCAAUGGGAUGUACCGGUCCCAGUCCUUCACAGCUGCAGAAAAAUACGACCCCAAUUCACAGUUGCCUCAAGCACCAGCUCGGAGCGGAAGCAGCAGGGAGGCGGUCCAGCGGGGUCUUAACUCUUGGCAACAGGGUGGAAGUCGCCCACCAUCCCGUCAACAGGAUUCUGUAACAGAGAGUCAAUAUAGCAGCCCAAGUAUGCAACCAAGCACUUUUCAGACUGUUCCCCAAAGCCACAGUAUCCCUGAAUUCCCCAAUAUGGCCUCCCAAAAGGAGAUUGAGCAGUCAAUCGAAGCACUUAAUAUGCUAAUGUUGGACCUUGACCCUUCCUUUUCACAGAUGCACAAGUCCCAGAGUGUCCCUGUUGCUCCAAGAGAGGACAGAAUAAUGCCAGUUUCAGGGUCACACUCUGCGCAACCCGCUCUGGCAGCCUAUAGCUACCAGUCUUUUCCUUCUUUUCCUCAGAUGGCAUCUGAAAGACCAAGCAAUUCGUAUGCUGUCACGCCAACCGGCACCCUCCCUGUCACCUCAUUUAGCCAGCCUCAUACGCCUAUUGAGCAAAGUCCAAAAGCAUAUUCAUCUGGAAUGUAUGAACCACCACGACCCAUGGAGGCGGCCAGACCUCUAAAUGAAUACCGAGAGCCCUACUCUGGAUCUUAUUCUCCAUAUGGUUAUCAAACCCAACAACCUCAAUCAACCUUGGUGAGAAGUUACAGCUAUGGGACGCCCACUGGCACCUCUAAUAUCCCACCGUUGUCUGCUUUUAUGCAAAGCCCUCAGUCGUCUGCUGUAACUUCCCCAGUCCUGACUCCGGUCAAUGCCCAACCCCAGCAACCUAUCAAGGAUGCCUCGGAGGAUGAGCAGUACAACGUGGAAGGACUUGUCGCUCAAAGAGUUGCAGAAUACAACAACAAACUCCGGAAUAUCCAUAAAAGUAUGAAAUCCCCCCAAUCACCUGAGCUUCAGCGCCAGCGUUCCUUCACUUUCUCUGGAGUCCAGACCCGGGACAAGACCCCGGACGAGAUCGGCUCUCUAACACGCAGGAGGACCACCAGCGAAGGACAAUAUGAAGACAGCGCCGGGGACCCCGGAUCCAAUCCCAGCAAAGUCCGCUCUCCUGUGCGCUGCGUUUCGCCUGAAGUUUUCAACACGAUCGCGGCCAAUCCAGGGGGGAGGCCGAAAGAGCAUCACCUGCACAGCUACAAGGAGGCCUUCGAGGAAAUGGAGAUCCCGCCUGCUAUUAGCCCCACCUCCACAGCCUUGCGAUCUCCUCCGGGAUUGGCAAAGACACCUCUGUCAGCGCUGGGGUUAAAGCCACACAACCCGGCAGAUAUUCUGCUGCAGCAAUCUGGAGAGAUUGAGACAUUUAUUGAAUAUGAGGACGCAGAGCCCAGGAGUUAUGUUGAGUCUGUUGCCCGUGCAGCUGGCAUCGGCGCUCCCCCGUCCCCCACCCAACCACAGACCUACACCGUGGACACCCUGAGGAACGGAGGAUACCCCAACACCUUUGCCUCCCACAGCCCCAUUUCUACAAGCAGCCCCAUACACAGCAUGGAUGGGGUGUCUGUCAGAAGCUGUCCAUCAGCAGAGAGCAGCGUCCGUCUGCCCACCCCCACCCAGCCGUCUGCGGAUUCCAGUUUCAGGUCCACCAGCUUGUCUCAGGCAUCACCACAAAGCAGUUAUCAGAACGCGUCGCCCACACCCAACAUGGCGCACCACGUGGGCACACCUGUCAGCUCAUAUGACGGAUAUCAGUACAGCCCCAAUAACGGCAUCACACAGACGGACGGUUUCUCUGGACCUCCGGUUGGCGUACUCUCCAGCCAGGUUUUACAUGGAAGCCCCCAGCCGCUUCACAGAACGGUGGGCACCAACACUCCUCCGAGCCCUGGAUUCGGAAGAAGAGUCAUCACCCCAACCAUGUCUAAUGCUCCUCCAAGCCCGAGCUUGAGCAGGCAUCCCUUUAUGGCACAAAGCAUGGGAACUGUGCCACCGGGCAGCCCAAGCCUUGUCCGUCACCAGGCUGUAAUGACAGGAAGUGCCCCGGUUACACCAGGAAGCCCCAGCUUGGAGCGACAUCUCCUUCAUGGGUUCUCCACCCCUGAGGAGCGACGUCCUACGUUGUCCAGGCAGAGCAGCGCUUCCGGAUACCAGGCUCCAUCCACCCCAAGUUUCCCCGUGUCGCCUGCAUACUACCAAGGCAUGAGCAGCCCUUCCUCCUCUUCCCCGGACUCCACCCUUUACCGCCAGGGAAGCCCCGUUCCUCAGCCCUCGCUGCCGGAAAAACGGAGAAUGUCCUCUGGCGACAGGUCCAGCAGUUUGCCGAACUACUCCACCCUCAACGGAAAAGCUCCUUCACCCAUGUCCAGUGGCAUGUCCAGCCCAAGCAAUGGCAACACAAUGGCAUUCACCCAGACGUUGCCGGACUUCUCCAAAUUCUCCAUGCCAGACAGCAGCCCGGAGACCCGAGCGAAUGUCAAGUUUGUUCAGGACACAUCCAAGUAUUGGUACAAGCCGGAGAUCUCCCGAGACCAGGCAAUUGGUUUAUUAAAGGACAAAGAUCCGGGUGCCUUCAUAAUUCGAGAUAGCCACUCGUUCAGAGGAGCCUAUGGACUCGCCAUGAAGGUCGCCACGCCGCCUCCUAAUACAGGACAGCAGAGCAAGAAAGGAGAUUCCACCAAUGAGCUGGUGAGGCACUUCCUCAUAGAGACCAGCCCCCGAGGAGUGAAAUUAAAGGGGUGCCCAAAUGAACCUUAUUUUGGUUGCCUCUCAGCACUGGUGUAUCAGCACUCAAUCACACCCCUGGCACUGCCCUGCAAGUUGGUCAUACCCAGCAGAGAUCCCUCGGAGGAGACCAGAGAAACUGCUACACCGACCAAUGCAACUCCGGACUUGCUGAAACAAGGGGCAGCCUGCAACGUCUUGUUUGUUAACUCGAUCGAUAUGGAGUCACUGACGGGCCCCCAGGCCAUCGCCAAGACCAUUGCAGAGACCCUGUCCGCCGACCCCCAACCCAACGCAGCUGUCGUUCACUUUAAAGUCUCCUCUCAAGGCAUCACCCUGACUGACAAUCAGAGAAAGCUAUUCUUCCGGAGACACUAUCCUCUGAACACCGUCACAUUCUGUGACCUGGAUCCGCAGGAGAGGAAGUGGAUGAAGUCGGAUGGAAGCCCAGCAAAGCUCUUCGGCUUCGUCGCCCGAAAACAAGGGAGCACGACGGACAACGUGUGUCAUCUGUUCGCAGAGAUGGACCCCAAACAGCCGGCCAAUGCCAUAGUCAACUUUGUCUCCCGGGUGAUCGGCUUACAGAAAAGAUGAACGCGCCCCCCCCCCCCCAUCCCCCACACGGGUCAUCUCCUCCUGUUUAUGAAUCAGCCCCAAGUUUGCUAAACAGACUCCUAAAGAAGGCGAGAGAGCAAGUGCAUUGUGGGAAAUCGCAAGUGAUGAUGGGGGCCAUUUCUGCUUGGAAGCGAUCGACAGAAAACAUACAAAAAAAAAAAAUCACCAAAAAAAAAAAGACACAAUUGAGGAAAAUUUCCCGUUUUUCCAAUGAAGUGGCAGAAUAGGACUGCGAAAGCGCCGCAAUUUUUGGGUCACUUAUCAGCCUGCUCAAUAUUCCGAACCUGCAAAUACUAAAUGGCAUACUCCGCUACGUGCGUAUAUAAACCUAUCUAGCAUACACAGAAUUUAUAAGGAAUUUUAGAGAAAAAAAAAUAUAUAUAUAAGGCUAUAUUUUGUAUAAAUGCAUUGAGUGUACAAAGCUACCUAUAUUUACUGUCUUUUUAAAUAAAAAGUAACCCUUUUAAAUAAA
Messenger RNA from Rana temporaria (common frog), 6473 nucleotides. It is a transcript of the gene TNS1, whose product is annotated as tensin 1. Gene Ontology annotation, molecular function: protein binding. The record is from RefSeq and is a predicted model, not a curated record. Bases 803 to 5980 code for a protein of 1725 amino acids. Lineage: Eukaryota; Metazoa; Chordata; Amphibia; Anura; Ranidae. Gene Ontology annotation, biological process: fibroblast migration. The transcript has 32 exons.